This is a messenger RNA of Malania oleifera, 1294 nucleotides long. Its product is annotated as metalloendoproteinase 2-MMP-like. Gene Ontology annotation, cellular component: extracellular matrix. The record is from RefSeq and is a predicted model, not a curated record. Gene Ontology annotation, molecular function: metalloendopeptidase activity; zinc ion binding. The transcript is spliced from 2 exons. The coding region runs from base 35 to 985 and encodes 316 amino acids. Gene Ontology annotation, biological process: collagen catabolic process; proteolysis; extracellular matrix organization. Lineage: Eukaryota; Viridiplantae; Streptophyta; Magnoliopsida; Santalales; Ximeniaceae.
GGAAAAGCAACACAAAAUUUAUGGUCCAAUUGCCAUGGCCACCAAUCAGCUCCGGGAUUUAGCGGGACGCUUCCUUCUUCUCCUUCUCCUUGCAUUAACACAGCCUCUCACAACCCAAUCCAGAGGCUUGAAAGCAACUACUGGCACAGGCAAAUCCUUCAUCCUCGAGCAAUUGGAGGGCUCGGAAAAGGGCCAAACCGUGAAGGGCCUGCACGAGGUCAAGCAAUACCUCGAGAACUUCGGAUACCUAAACUACGAAACCUCCCGCAGGUUUGUUAACGACAACGAGUUCGAUGAUCUCCUGGAGUCCGCCAUUAAAACAUAUCAGUCAUUUUAUCAUUUGAAUGUCACCGGAAACCUCGACUCCAAGACUGUUGAGAUGAUGAUGAUCCCUCGGUGCGGCGUACCUGACAUCUUCAACGGCUCCUCUUCGAUGCACGGCCACCACCACAAUCACUCCAAGCAUUUCCACACGGUGUCUCGAUACGUUUUUCUACAAGGAAAUCCAAAAUGGCCGGCAUGGAAGACCAAGUUUACCUACACCUUCCAGUCCAGUGCCACCCCGGUGGUGAAUCUACGGGUACAACGACGAGCAUGUGCACAGGCUUUCAAGACAUGGGCUGCUGUUACGAAGUUCACGUUCAAAGAGGUGCCACGAGGAGCUCCGGCGGACAUUGUGAUAGGGUUCCACAGGCGAGCUCAUGGUGAUAAUGGGCCGUUCGACGGGCGCGGGGGAGUCUUGGCUCACGCCGCUGCACCGCCGGUGGGAAAGCUCCAUAUUGAUGCGGAUGAAGACUGGAGCACGCAGCCAUCAAUGCAGCAAGCCGACUUGGAAUCCGUGGUGGUGCAUGAGUUAGGGCACGUUCUUGGGCUAGGGCACACCCCUGUCCCCCAAGCCAUCAUGUAUGCUAACUAUUGGUUUGGGAGUGUGAAGAGGAAUCUCCAUCAGGAUGACAUUGAAGGCAUACGCGCCUUGUACUCUUAAACAAUAUGUACCCCAGCUUGUUAUUACCAGUGUGUUAGUUCAGCUAGUUGAACCAAGAACUGGACCCCUUCCCGGUCUGAGUUGAAGAUAAAAGUAAGUGGAGCAUUGACCCGAAAUAACCCAGAUAGAACCGGGCGACCUAGCUAACCCGGUUAACCCAAUACGAACCCGGGUCAUUUCCUCAUUACCCAAUUUCACCAAAAUAAUUUAUAAUGUUGUAAGCCUAAAUUGCUUCAGGGCCUAGGGCCAUUUUUAGGAGUUAGUUUGUCCAUAAACAUGAACCCAUGAACCUUCAGGGUUUCAUUUUCA